GAUUCAGACUUCGCGUUGGACUCGGAUGGCGCGACUCUGCUUGUCGGGUUACCCAAUUUUGGCGCGAUGUCGGAUUCAAACGUCGAGCCACUUUCGUGCUAAAUGUCGAAAUUUAUUUAUUUAUUGAGUCAAUACGACGAGCGAAAGGGUUGGAAAUGGGCCUCAUCUCCAUUGACAUGUCAACAUUAAGCUUUUGGGGAAAAAAAAAUUCACUAUCAAAUGGGUUUUGAAUCGCAACGUAAUUAUCAACAAAUGCCCUCUUCCUUUUUUUGUUUUUUGUUUUUGCAAAGUGAGAAUUAAAAGGAAAGGGAAAGAGCGGAAUUAGUUGCUUGAGCAAUAGAAAAACAUGCAAAAGUGCAUACUUAUGAGGAUUUAUUUUAAACUGGGUUAAGAAUAAGUACGCUCUGAAUUUCAUGCACAUCCCGGCUUUAAAACAUCAGUAAAGUUGAACAUGAAUUAAUAAAUUCUCUAAAUUAACACCAACAUCGAUAAAACAGUAGAAAAUGAAUACAAGGCUUUGAUGCUAUACUCCAGUUUAACACCGAGCUACAAAUUGCCCAUUUAAUGACUUCCUCUCAGAAUAUGGUUGCAAUUUCCAUAGCGCAAAUUGUCUUUAUGUUUGCGACGGUUUUUUCCGAGUUUAAAUCAAGAUCAUCCCGAGUAAAAAACGUUAUUUCAGUUAAAAAAGUAAUUUCAGUGGCUUCGUGGAAACUUUCUGUAGGAAUAUAGCGUGUUCUUUUUUUCCCAUCUUCACCACCAUUUUUAACCCAAACGCGAAUGUCUGAGCUAAUGCGUUUUUUAAAUUUGCUUACGGUAAUGUAUUUCACUCAUUAAGGUAAAGUGUUCCUGCUUUCUACAAUUGCUCCCGAGGAAGAGCGAGUUGCCACUUAACCUCUCCAAUAGACACGACGUUACCAUGCCAACGUUAGGCCGGAGCUGGAUGAUAGAAAACACCUGUAAUUUUUUGGUAUUUUUUUUUCCUGGCUCUGAAAUUAAAUAUAUGUCAACUGAACAGUUCACCACAUAUAUGUCAAAUUUUCUUUCAUUAAGAUCCUUGAAACCUCUUCAUCAAAGUAUUGAUUCCGAUAUAUAUAUGCACUACCUUGACGAUACACUUCUUUUCCGCCAAAGACAUCUUUGAUUCUUUCAGAUGAAUCAAGUAUUUUGCAAUUAAAAUUCGGAAAGCACUGAGGAUACAGUUUUCCAGCGAAGCACCUGCGUAGCUUGCUGUUAAUUCCGGCAGAUACGAAAUUGAUGUUCGAUGCGUUGAAGUUUGAUCGCUGACUGGGAUCGCGUAUCAGGGAACGUUAUGUCAGCAUAGUGUAUUUACAUUACAUUAACAUCAAGUGAUGGCGCAUUUAUACUCAGGGCGGCAAAUUCGUGCCUCAAGGCCGGCGAAACAGGAAGCCGAAUUCCAGUCUUAUCCGAGAAGUUUCCCGCAAUUUGAUCUAAACAGCCGAGCGGUAAAAUUACCGCCAAUUAUAAAAAAUGAACUUCUCGUUGGUCGAAGCAUAGGAAAUUCGUCAACGAUUUCUACGACAUCAAACACAAACGGGAAUACAUCUUUCCCAAAAAUUCUCAAGGCUCAGAAUUCGAAAACCACGAAUGGAACAGUACCACGACCACAGAAAACGAAGAGUCCUCGCCUUACAGUAAAACACGUAGAGAAAGCACCGACCAAUUAUCCGAAUUCUUACAAAGUUCUUCCUCCUAUUGGACAGACAAAUGUGUGGCAUACUUCUCGGAGUAUCUUAAAAUCCGACCAAGACAAAAUAAACGGUCCGAGGAGAAGUUCAUUACAGAGAAAACGCUCAGACAGCGGACUGUCUCCUUCAUCGAAAACUAGACUCGCCGAAAACCAACGGAUUACAGCGAGAAAUAACGCUACAAGACAAGACCAUGGUAACGACACACAAGGAACGUUCGAGAGUCGAAUCGAACGGCCUACUAUGGAAACGUUUGGUGCAGUUCCUGAAAAACAGGGGGAUCAUUAUAAUCACGAGGAGACAUUGCCGAGCGUUUCUAACGAAGAUGUUGAAGUUACAUCGUGUGAGGUUGUGCAUGAAUUGGAAAGACUAGAGCUGAGUAAAGAGGCUGUUGAAUUCCUGGCAAGUAAGCAAAGCGCUCGGCGAGUUGCACUGUGUGUCGAGAUUGAUCCAUCGUUGAAAAAAGCUGUCGAUAUAAUUCGAGAUAAUUUACUUCGCCAAACAAUGGAGGAACUCUGCAUGUUAUGGUGAAAAUGUUCAAAGCCAAAAAAAUUGUAAAUAGAUUUACCAGCAGGAAUUCUGCUGUUGGAUUGACGAAGUUAAAUGGGUGAGAUGUUUUUGGAAAUUAAAAGAAAAAAAUAAAUCAGUUUUGUUAUGAACUGACCUAAAUAAUGACACUUAGCUUUUUUAUUUACGUGAAGGAUAAUUUGUUGGUCUUGUUUUCCAUUAAAAUGUUUACCUCCGGUCCCUGUA
This is a messenger RNA of Pocillopora damicornis (cauliflower coral), 2459 nucleotides long. RefSeq lists its product as uncharacterized. The record is from RefSeq and is a predicted model, not a curated record. NCBI's taxonomy places the organism in Eukaryota, Metazoa, Cnidaria, Anthozoa, Scleractinia, Pocilloporidae.